UUUUGCUUGUAUUUCUUGUGUAUACCUGUCAAGCUCGCUGACAGAUAUGGACAGAAGUGUCGCGGCGCGUACGUUUUUUCGUGUUUUUAUGUUUUAAUGACUCAUUAUCGCUCGACGGCGGUGUGGGCGCUCGCAUUAGAAUAAUUCCGCCUAGAUAAUUGCUACAAAUAUGACCUACUUCCUAAAGUUUUAGAGUAUCAUCAGCCGCAAGCUGCGAACGGACACGUUACAUCCGCCAAUGCGAACGGUAAAAAUACGAUUCACAACUCCGAGAGGAUGGAGAUUAAGCUGAACAACAGCUACGGCAUCCUUACCAAGAAUGAGCUGAUUGUGGAAAGCACCAAGGGACAAAACAAACGCACCGCGCUCCUGGGCCAGAUAGUCAAAAUCGACUGUGUGCUGGAGAACCAAGAGGACUAUAACAUCCGUUUCCUUAAAGAUGUUGACACCUGGGAGAGCACAUCCUUCACCUGCCCAAUGCAGUCGGUGGAGUCAGUGGAUGAGCGAUUCUGGACGUUCCUGGCAGCAGUCACGUCGCCAAAAGAAAGAGUAAAACUUGCUAUAAACAAACAGAGAGUAAGCAAACUGCUUCAGAUCACCACUGAUGUUGUGGUUGGUUUCAAUGGGGAUGAAGUUUAUCUAGGCACUGUUAAGUUUAUUGGCAAUGUCAAGGGCAUGGGCAAAUGUUUUGGCAUUCAGUUACAUGAGAAAAAGAUUAGCAAUACCUGCGAUGGUUCCUGCGCCGGCAUUCAAUACUUUCACUGUCUUCCUGGGUAUGGUGUUUUCACAACAGCAGAUAAGAUCAUUCCCUACACGUACGGCUCAACAUACUCCGCAAACGACGACGCUAAUAAUGAACCAGCUACAAAAAUCGAAAAUGCAACACACAUUGACGAGUAUGAAUCACUCGUGCAGAAAAACAUUUCAAGAAUAUCACUGCAAGAACCAAGCACGAGCGCCGUCAAUGGCACGCUCAACAAUCAAAAUGGUAAAAGCAGCAGGACGAAGGUGAAAUCCUCGCCGAGUUUGCAAGCGUUAAUGAAUGAAAACUCAGUGAAUACAAACAAUGACUUCGAUCAGAAUAGUAUACUACAGUCAGAGAAUAUAUACCUUUUGGAGAAAGCGCGACACGUCAACGGGAAAAGACCGGUGGAUUUAAUCGAAGCGAUUGGUAGCUGGAGCCCGAAUAUGAACUCCACAGCGACGAAUGAUAAAGAUUACAAGAGGUACUUCAACGCGAUCGAUGGCCACGGCUCAAAUACAUUGAGCAUGAAUGGUCGCAACGGAAAGGUGAAGAAUGUUAAUAAUUCGUUGAUUAAUGGCAGCGCGAGCAAGACUAUGCCGCGAAAAUUCAAGAAUAUCGGCGGUGGCAGCGAGAAAGUAAAACAAUCAAACAGCAAGUUCUACAUUGACGAUCACGAAUUGAACGAGAGGUUGGAAUUGGCGAGGAAAACACUUCCAUCAACUUCAGCGGCGGCGGCUGUACAAGAAGAUGUUCACUUUGCGGAGCCAUUACCUAACGAAACGAAUGAUUUGGUUAUUGGGUCCAUGGUCGAGGUGCUUAACGAUGUUUCAGAAGAACCACUUUAUGGUGUGGUGCGAUGGAUGGGAAAAGAAGAAGGGUCGAAUUUUGUCGUCGCUGGUGUUGAAUUAGAGGACGAACCUGUGCAUCUACCGCUAACUCUAUCAGAUGGCACGUACAAGGGCCGAAAGUUGGUGGAAUGUUCGGGAGAUCGCGUUCUUUUCGUGCCCAUUACACAAUGUCACAAGGAUUCGCGGUUUCAGGACGGCAUUCCUACUCCGGUGCAUACUGCGUCUGAGAAAACAUUUGGAAAAGACUGUCCUGUUAUACCUGGUGCUGUCCCACCGUUAAUUAUGAAAACCGAAGAAGAUGUCGAAGCAGUCUGUGGACAGUUCCGUGGCAUUCAAGGCCGUAACAAUUCUUGUUACCUAGACGCCACGUUAUUUGCAAUGUUCACCUAUACGGCUGUUUUCGACAACUUGUUGUUCCGCCCUAGAGAAGCCAAAGAUAUACCAGAAUACGAAGAAGUACAAAGAGUGCUGCGUGAAGAGAUCGUCAAUCCACUCCGGAAGAAUCUCUUUGUGCGUGCGGACAGAGUGAUGAAUCUACGGCAGCUGCUCAAUCGUCUUAGUUCCGUCUCCGGUCUGAUGAGCGAAGAGAAAGAUCCCGAGGAGUUUCUCAAUUCUUUGCUGGCGCAGAUUCUGAAGGCUGAGCCAUUCUUGAAGCUCAAUUCCGGGCAGGAUGCUUACUAUUAUCAGUUGUUUGUUGAAAAGGAUGACGAGUUGAAGCUGCCUACGGUGCAGCAGUUGUUUGAGCAGAGUUUUCUCACGAGUAAUAUCAAGUUAAGAGAGGUGCCUGCAUGUUUGAUUAUACAAAUGCCGCGAUUCGGUAAGAGUUUCAAGAUGUAUCCGAGGAUUCUCCCAUCGCAAUUGUUAGAUGUGACGGAUAUAAUCGAUAACUCGCCGCGUCAAUGUACUGUGUGUGGUAAACUGGCUGAGUUUGAAUGUCGUGAUUGUUUCGGCGAGUGCGGUGAAGGCCUGGAGAGCACCGCAUUCUGCAAUUCCUGCUUAGAGAUGGCGCAUAAACAUCUACGGAAGAGUCACAAGCCGGUAGCGCUUGAAGUGCCGCCGGAUUUUGCGAUUAUUUCCGAUCAUUGUCCACCGCCACGGUUGUACAUGGAACUUUUCGCUGUUAUUUGCAUAGAGACUUCGCAUUACGUCGCAUUUGUUAAGUGUGGUGCUGGACAUGAAGCGCCAUGGUGCUUUUUUGAUUCAAUGGCGGAUCGUAAAGGUGAGUUAAAUGGCUAUAAUAUCCCCGAAAUGGUGGCUUGCCCUGACGUUUCAAAAUGGCUGUCGGAUGAGCAAGCUUGCCGUGAGCUACACGACAAUUCUGUUCUGGAUAGACAUUUACCGGAGCACGCGAGGCGUCUGCUGUGCGAUGCCUACAUUUGCAUGUACCAAAGUUCCGACGUCAUGAUGUACAAUUAGAUUGCGUCUGACAACAUCACGAGUAUUGAUCAAGGAUUUCAUAAUCCUUCAAAGGGUAAAACAGGUUAUUUUUGAUUUGUUAUCAUUCACACAGCAAAAGCUAUGAAUUUCGUUUCAGUUUUCUAAAUCUAAACAAAUCAUUUAUCAAAGAAAAUAUCUAGGAAAUUUGUUAACGAAUCCAAAUUCAUUGACAACCACUAAGAAAUAUCUAGUAAAACUAGCAAAUCUGUUGACUCUAUCUCAAAAGAAAAACUGUUGGUUAUUGAAGUAUUAUAUAUCAGCGUGAGAAACGCGCAGGCACUAACAAAAUUAUUUAUUAUCUUAACUGACUUAUCAACUAACGAGAGAACUAUUAAGUUUACAAGUAUUUCAAAUGUUUAUUUAUGAUUAUACGAUAAAUUACGAUGAAUUUUAUUCGAAGAUAUCGACACUGGAAAACCAUUGGGCAUUUUCCGAUCGAAAGAGAUUACUAAGUUAAGCUAGGGAAUAAGCAAACAGAUGAGGAUUGCCGGCUGUAAAUGUAUGUCGCUUCUUCUCACUCAUUACUACACGGCUAGCUGAUGUUAUUUUUACUAGAAUGGAGAAUUAGUUAUUAUUGCAUUUGUUUCGAGUCACCACUGACUAAUACGACACUUUAGAGGCGCUGCUGUAAUUGUUAGUUAGCGAACACAUGAUAACGAUAUUUAUUACUGAUAUAUAAUAUAUAUAUAUACAGCUAUGUAUUUGAUAUUUUUGAUUGUUGCGAUGAUUCGGCAAAGAAGUUUAUUUAAACGUUUAUAUUUUGUGUUAUCAUCAUUCUAGCGAACUAAGUUUAAUUGUUUAAGGUACACAAUGUUAUGUUACUUAAUAUCUGAGAUAAACAACUAUUACAAUAAUUGAUAAAAAUUGGAUAAAGAUAAAACAAAUCGAAAAAUAUAAUUUAUUCUUGCAUAA
Molecule: messenger RNA, 3942 nt
Organism: Dalotia coriaria
Lineage: Eukaryota; Metazoa; Arthropoda; Insecta; Coleoptera; Staphylinidae
Gene: CYLD
Product: ubiquitin carboxyl-terminal hydrolase CYLD
Exons: 6
Coding region: 277-3009 (910 amino acids)
Biological process (GO): protein K63-linked deubiquitination
Cellular component (GO): cytosol
Molecular function (GO): K63-linked deubiquitinase activity; cysteine-type deubiquitinase activity
Source: RefSeq, a predicted model, not a curated record